AUGCAGGCGGCGGAGCAAAAUAUGGAUUCAGUGGUGCUUGUCAAUCUCAUCGAGGCUACUGUGAUGUUUGGGAACUUGGUGGUUAAAGAUGUGCAUGCUUUUGUGAUCAAGGGUGGGUUUGAAUGUCAGGAGGAUCUGGCCGCAUCCUUGGUAAACCUGUAUGCGAAGUGUCGGGAUAUUUUGUCUGCUAGAGAGGUAUUUGAUUCGAUUCACUGCAAGAAUGUAGUGCUAUGGACUUCAAUGCUAAAUGGAUAUGUUGAAUGUGGUUGUCCGGAUAAUGCUACGGCAAUGUUAGAUAGCAUGUUGUGUGCAAAUGUAGAGCCAAAUAAAGCAACUGUUAUAGCAGUUAUUUCAGCAUGCGCUAAUUUGGGAUCUGCUAAUCUUGGCGAAAGGGUUGAGGAGCAUGUCAUAGCUAUGGGACUACAAUCAGAUCUGCAGGUUUCUACUGGACUAAUAGACAUGUACUGCAAGUGUGGUAGCAUUCAGCGCGCUAGAAAAAUAUUUGAUGGUGUCACCUGUAGAGAUUUAGCUGUCUGGAGUUCCAUGAUCAAUGGAUAUGCUUGCAAUGGACAAGGCAGUGAGGCUGUCACCCUUUUCAACGAGAUGCAAAACGGUGGUGUUCGACUAGAGGCAAUUGUCUUCACUCAUGUUCUAACAGCAUGCAACCAUUCUGCUUUAAUUGAUGAAGGUCUUCACUGCUUUCAUAGCAUGAUGGUGGAAUAUGGUAUCGAACCAUCUACUGAACAUUAUAUGUGCAUGGUUGAUUUGCUUUGUAAAGCUGGUGUUGUUAGUUGUGCUAUGAAGUUCUUUAAGCAGAUGCCAGUUCAAAUGCGAAAGCAGGUUUUGGCUCCUCUUAUUAAUGCACACAGUGCUCAUUGUGCCGAUUCAUCCAUAGAAUUUGUAUCGGAGGAACUACUCAACAUGGAUUCCCAAAACUCUGGCCACUGUGUCCUAAUCCCUAGUUGUUUAGGGAAGUGCAAGAAGGCCAGAAAUUAUAGGGCGCUAAUAAGAAAGCAAGGAUUAGUCAAGGAACCUGGGUGGAGUUACAUCGAGCUGGGUGGCUAA
Messenger RNA from Phragmites australis (common reed), 1065 nucleotides. RefSeq names its product pentatricopeptide repeat-containing protein At4g30700-like. Gene Ontology annotation, molecular function: RNA binding; protein binding. The record is from RefSeq and is a predicted model, not a curated record. Gene Ontology annotation, biological process: RNA modification. NCBI's taxonomy places the organism in Eukaryota, Viridiplantae, Streptophyta, Magnoliopsida, Poales, Poaceae. The coding region runs from base 1 to 1065 and encodes 354 amino acids. The transcript has a single exon.